This is a messenger RNA of Plasmodium adleri (nom. inval.), 1416 nucleotides long. RefSeq names its product conserved Plasmodium protein, unknown function. The record is from RefSeq and is a predicted model, not a curated record. Lineage: Eukaryota; Apicomplexa; Aconoidasida; Haemosporida; Plasmodiidae. The transcript has a single exon. Bases 1 to 1416 code for a protein of 471 amino acids.
AUGGCUUUAAUUAAUUUCAAAGAAAAAAUUCAAAUAUUGUUAAAGUUAAAAGAAUCUUUAAUACCUCAAAUUGAUGGUAAUUUUAUAGGACAAUGGGAAAUGGAAGCAUUAAAAUAUCAGAAUACAAGUGAGAAUAUAAUGAUAGAAUUAAAAAAUGUAAAUUUUAUAGAAACAUUGGUUAGUGCUAUUUCUUCUCAAUUAUCUUAUUUAAGAAUAAAUUUACAAAAUUAUGCAAAAAUGAAUGAACAAGAAAAAGAUAAAUUUAAAAGAUUAUAUGUAUUAGCAGCUCUAGGGUUGAUAGCAAAAUUAAAAUUAAUUUUAUUUUUUUCAACAUAUGUAAAUUCAAGAGAUGACACAAAUAAUAGUAAAUCCUUUCCUAUAAUAAAUGAAAAUACAUAUCCUUCACAAUUAUCUCAUAAUAUGGAAAAUAAUUAUGACAUGACCCUUUCAUUAAAUAUGAGCAACAAUAAUAAUAUUAAUAGUAACAAUAAUAAUAUAAACUGUAAUAAUAAUAAUAAUAAUAGUGAUAAUUUUAUAAAUCCUAAAGAAUCACAAAGUUUAAAUAUGUAUAACAAUAAUGCAGAUGAAUUUUAUGUUCAUUAUCAAAAUAAUACAGACCAUUAUAAUGAUGGUUUUACAAAUAAUAUGACUCAAAAUAAUAUAAUGAAUUUUAAUGCACCUGUCAAUAACGUAACAUCAAAUAAUAAUAUAAAUAAUCUUAAUAUAAAUAAUAUGAAUGUAAAUAAUAUGAACGUAAAUAAUAUGAAUAUUAAUAAUGUAAGCAAUAUGAAUAAUGUAAAUAAUAAUAAUAGUAAAAAGAAUAAUAAAAGUAAUAAUAAUAAUAAUAAUAAUAAUAUAAAUUGUAAUAAUAGUGCAAAUAAUUUUGCUAGCCAUUUUACAAACAAUACAGAAGAUAUGCAAUUAAAUUCUAUCAAUAAUUUUGUUACAACACAAAAUGAAAACAUAAUAAAUGGACCUUCACAUACAUCAAAAAAAAGAUCUUUAACAAUUGCUCAACCACAAAAUAAUAAUAAAUCUAUUAACUUUAUAAAAAACUUACAAACAUUAAAUGGAACAAAAAAUAUUACAAAUGAACAUAUGAUAAAUUAUAAUGAACAUGUCAUUAAUGAUGAAUCUCAAAGAUUUUUACAACAAAAUCAAUAUACAAAGUAUACAAAUAAUGUCAAUCAAAAUGUAUCUCCAAAUAAUAAUGAUAAUAAUGAAUUAACUAACUGUUCUAUGAAUUUUAAUAAUUAUUAUCAACAUCAAAAUAAUGCUAAUAACACAAUCAACAACAAUAAUAAUAAUAAUAUUAAUAAUAAUAGUAUACAUGACAAAAAUAUUAUCCAGUCAUAUAACAAUAAUAAUAUGUAUACAUUCAGAGAUGAUAUUUAUAAAAAUAGUUAUUACAUAUAA